CAGUUAAUAAAGUUUUGACCGGAAAAAAAAAAAUGGAGGCUGAGUGACAAGGACUGUGGAAAGCUAACAAUAGCAGUUUCUCAAGAAAGGUCUUUCUGGAGCUGUCUCGCGACUUCCUAAUGUAAGAAAGAAAAGGGUUUGACCUCCUGAAUAUCGCUCUGGGAAGCUUCCUAAAAAGGGCAGUGGAUUUUCUCACAGUCCUUAUCACAAGCUUUACACCCCUUUGAGGUCUGAAGAUGGAGGAGGACCAUGUUCACUGUAUGUCCUGUGUCAAUCAGAGAUGCAUGGUCAGACCUCAACCAGGCAUUUCUUGUGAUCUUAUCGCCUGUCCUCUGGUGUGUGGGGCUGUUUUUCACUCCUGCAAAGUUGAUGAGCACCACCUCAUGUGCGCACUGGUGAGGGUUCCCUGUCUAAACAGUGGCUAUGGCUGCCCUGUCGCCCUGGUUCGCAACCAAAUGUAUGCACACCUUGAAGUGUGUCCAGCCGGAGUGGUGUGCUGCACUAUGGAGUGGAACAGAUGGCCCGUUAGCUGCCUGGACUAUACUUCUUAUGAGAGCCUGAGCCGUGGGGUGGAGGAGGUGGAGCAGCUAGAUAUGGCACUUGCUCUUCAGGACCAGCGUACACUACUCGAGUCCCUAAAGGUGAUUGCCAUGGCACCUACUGCAGAUGGAGAGCCACUCGACACUGUCAGUAAAGACAACAGGGAGCCCGACUCUGCUCUGCUUACAUCUGCCACUGAGGCCUCCACCAUCAUUGAGUCACCUUCACAGUCGUCAUCCUCACAUCAGCCACAACCUCCCCCACGAGGCUCGGCAAAGGAGAGAAUUGUCAGUGGAAUUAAUGGCUUGAACGAGGAGCAUUUCAGUAAACUCUACGAGGCCACAGUGGAGACUGCGAGAAGCUUAGUCGCUGCUCUGGACUUUGUUAGCAGUGCAAACUCUCUUGGCAGCAGCAAAGAGUGUAUCGAGAGUAAAUCGAGCAACAUUGGAGACAUUGAAAAUGGACCCGACGACGAAACACCUGAGGCUGCUGAUGGUUCGAGUAAAAAAGAGAUGGAGGAGCAGAGUGUUUGUUCCAGCUGUUUGAGUGGAAAUGGGGCUGUGAAAGGAACCGAUCUAAACAUUUUAAAGACAACAAAUGGACCCCGGUCAGGAGGAAUGGAGGCCUGUCUGGAUACAGCCUGUCCUGUUGAGGUGAAAGAUGACAUGAAUGCUGCGGUUGCUCAGGAGCCUGUCACCCCCCCAAUGGCAUCUCCAGUGCAUGUGAGCCAGGGUGUUGCACAGAGGGCUGCUCAUGUGGUCCUAGAAGAUAGGGGGCUAGUUCUUUUAGAAAACCAUGGGCAUGAGCGAAAGUUCCACAACUACCAUUUUUUUAGGGGCCAGGGCCAAUGUUCACUACCUAAUGGACGGAUAGGUUUCAGCCAAGACAGGUCAUUGUAUAGAUUGCGACCCAAAAUGGAGGACAAGGCAGUAGAUACCUCAGAUCUGGAACAGGAUGAGGACCCCAUGGGUCUAGGAGAAAUUGACCUAAUCACAGCAGCCCUGCUCUUCUGUUUAGAGGAGUCCAGAGAGUGUAGAAGGAUCUCUGACAAGGUCUAUGUUGAUGGCUACCGUGUUGACUUUGGCACACAGACUUUCACUUUCCCUGCAGCAAUCCUGGUAACCAACACUAGAGUGGGUGACAUUGCCUCUGCAUCUGCCUGUGACCACGCUGCCCCUCAGCUCUCCUACCCGAGCCCUUUCCGCACCCUCCGCCUCGGACUUGUCCUGGAAGCUCUGGAGGUCGAGGCAGUCCCGCAUAACCGCUACCUCCCUCCUAACCCCCGCUACCAGCACAUGUUCCCUUUUGUCUGUGGUCAGUCGUUGCGUCGGGACCAGUUUUCUUCCCAUUUCAUAAAUGUCCAUGGUGACAUUCACGCUGGUCUAAAUGGUUGGAUGGAGCACCGCUGCCCCCUGGCGUAUUAUGGCUGCACAUUUUCUCAGCGGAGGUUUUACCCAUCCACCAAGGGGGCCAAAGUGGUUCAUGACAGGAACCUCAGGUCCUUCGGGGUUCAGCCUUGCCCAAGGGCAAAAUUUCCAAGUGACUUCCAGUCUGACCAAAUUAGUGGGCUUCCCAUUGAGAUAUUGUGGCACAUAGCUGGGUUCCUUGACAGUUUCAGCCUGUGCCAGCUGUCACUGGUGUCACGGACAAUGAGGGAGGUGUGUGCCAGUCUCCUCCAGACCAGGGGCAUAGUGGAGCUGCAGUGGGAGCGGAGACGGUGUCCUGGUGCCCCUGGCACAGUGUCAUGGCAGAUCAAAAACAGAGUGUGGAGAUUCAGCACGGCGUUCAGCCCAGUGUUGUCUUGGGGUUUCACUGAUCUGCCCAGCAUGUCGGACCAUCUUAAGAAGUGCCACUUCAACAAUGUGGAGCACAAGACCGAGCCAGUACCCCUUCCUGCCAUGUGUACUGCACGAGAUGGACACUCGCUGCGUCGCGUCCUGCGUCACGUUAACUCCUGAUCAAACAUGGCUGACCUCUCGUAGCUGCACAAUAGUCACUGUGGUAUUAUGUGGAUGUUGCAAUUGCAGAUUUCAUGUCUUGAAAACAUAUAACUCUUCCUGUUUUUCGCUACAUUAUGAAGAAGCCUUAAUUGAAUGGAUUUGUGCUGAAAUGUGUCCUUAUUCUGGAAAGAUUAAAUAUAUUUUCUUGAAGACAUAUGCAUAAUAGAUUUAUAUUAUUCUAUAUGAUAUACUGUAUAAAUGUUUUCACUAUCUUGCCUUUCACAGUAGCCAUGGGGGGAAAAGCAGAUUGAUGGUUAUAUUGCAUUAUUUCUGUGACAGAAGUUAUGCCAGCACUUUGCACAAGAUUUGCUUAACACUCCUAUGUUGAUAUGUGACCCUAAGUUAUCUAGUCUUUCUGAUUUCUAUAGCGGGUGUCGACCCAUUGCAAGUCUGUUGUCUGGGUUUGUAGGACGUCAGGCCAUGAGUCAAAAAAGAUGGAACUUAAUACGAGCAUAGCUUGAUAAUGCAUGUGAUUUGCUACCAUUUAAUAAAGUCUUUA
Messenger RNA from Anoplopoma fimbria (sablefish), 3039 nucleotides. Its product is annotated as F-box only protein 30-like. The transcript is spliced from 4 exons. The record is from RefSeq and is a predicted model, not a curated record. NCBI's taxonomy places the organism in Eukaryota, Metazoa, Chordata, Actinopteri, Perciformes, Anoplopomatidae. Gene Ontology annotation, molecular function: ubiquitin protein ligase activity; zinc ion binding; protein binding. Bases 237 to 2498 code for a protein of 753 amino acids.